AUGGCGACCGCCAACGGCAAUGGCGCUCACCUCCCUCUUGACGAUGCCAACUCUCGUGUCGCCGUCCACACGUUUGACCCCGAAGCCUCUCCAACAGAAAAGGCGGCCGCUGCGGCUAAGAACAGAGACCAGCUUGCCAGCGUGAAAAAGGACUCUGGUCCCGGUGCGAGAGAGCUGACGGUUGAGACUGGCAAGCCUACAGCCAUCCCCACUAUAAAGGUGGAGGACAUGGAGUCGACAGAAUUCCAACAAGUACAGGACAAUACUCCCCAACCUCCAGGCGCCAUUGCGUCACCGGUCGCGGCUGCUAUUCCUGAUUGGUACACAGUUGGAUGGCGACAAGCGGCGGGUAUCGACGAAAACACCCUAACCGAAGGCGAGGAGCGCGACAAAGGCGUGCUCGACAUGUUCCUCGGUGAGCAGUUCUACGGGGCCUGGUAUCACAAUGCAGGGAUAAUUGUUUUCGCUGUGUUUGCUUCCCACUUCCUCACUCGCUUUCAUUUUGGCUGGGGCUGGCUUUUUAUCGUUCUAGCGGUAUGCAGCACAUACUACAGCACUUCCAUGCAACGUGUUCGUCGGAGCGCGCGCGACGAUAUCCAACGCGAACUCGUCAAAAGUCGUCUCAUUUCUGAACACGAGUCGGCUGACUGGAUUAACAACUUCUUGGACCGUUUCUGGCUCAUCUACGAGCCGGUACUCAGCGCCACCGUCAUUUCCUCUGUUGACCAAAUCCUCAGCGCCAACACUCCUGCAUUUCUUGAUUCUCUCCGUCUUACUCAAUUUACUCUCGGCACCAAAGCCCCCCGGAUUGACAAAGUCAGGACGUUCCCUAAGACUCCAGAUGACAUUGUUAUGAUGGAUUGGGGCAUCUCCUUCACUCCCAACGACAUUUCCGAUCUUACUCCACGUCAAGCCGCAAACAAAGUGAAUCCUAAGAUUGUAUUGUCGGUCCGGCUGGGAAAGGGCCUUGCAACCGCGUCAAUGCCUAUUCUAGUGGAAGAUAUUACCUUCAGCGGCUUAAUGCGCAUUCGUAUGAAGCUUAUGAGCAAUUUCCCCCACGUUCAGGUGGUCGACAUAUGUUUCUUAGAAAAGCCCGUCAUCGACUACGUGCUCAAACCCAUCGGAGGGGAAACCUUUGGGUUUGACAUCGCAAACAUUCCUGGACUGUCAUCAUUCAUUCGAGACAUGACGCAUGCGACACUUGCGCCGGUCAUGUAUGACCCGAACGUCUUCACUCUCAACCUAGAGCAGCUACUUUCGGGUACGCCACUUGACACCGCGAUUGGUGUGCUCCAAGUAACUGUCGAGUCCGCUCGUGGUAUCACUGGUGUCAAGAUUGGAGGAGGAAAGCCGGAUCCCUAUAUCUCUCUAAGCUUGAAUAACAGGGAAGAGCUCGCGGUGACCAAGUACAAGAGCGAUACCUAUAACCCAACCUGGAUGGAAACCAAAUUCAUUCUCAUCAAUUCCCUCAACGAGUCGCUCGUAUUGAGCUUGUACGACUACAACGACCAUCGCAAGAAUGCCUUGCUCAGCAGCACGAGCUUUGAACUCGCCCAGCUUCAGGACGAUGCUGUUAGGGAAGGGAUCGAAGCUCAACUUCUCAAAGACGGAAAAGAUCGCGGCACACUGAGAUAUGACCUUUCAUUCUACCCUGUUCUUAAGCCCGAAGAAGGCAAAGAGCUACCCGAUACGAGCGUUGGAAUCGUUCGUUUGACAAUCCACCAAGCAAAAGAGCUGGACCAAAGCAAGUCUUUGUCUGGGGAUCUCAAUCCCUUCGCAAAAGUUUGCCUGGGAGAUCGAAAGAAUGAGGUUUUCCGCACUCGUCGAUUCAAACACACCAACGCACCAGUUUGGGAACAAGCUCACGAAUUUUUAUGCGUGGACAAAUCGUCCUCGGUCAUUUUGAUUGAGGUUGUCGAUGAUCGCGAUUUCCUCAAAGAUCCCGUCGUCGGUUAUAUGUCUAUCAAACUCGAAGACCUUCUUCAGAGCAAGGCUGAAGCGGGGCGUGACUGGUUCCCACUUAGCAACUGCAAGAGUGGCAAGGUCCGGAUUUCGGCUGAGUGGAAACCGUUGAACAUGGCUGGAAGCCUCCAUGGUGCAGAGCAAUACAGCCCUCCUAUCGGUGUUGUGCGGUUGCAUCUCGACAAGGCCGUUGAUGUCAAGAAUGUCGAAGCAGCUCUUGGCGGAAAGAGCGACCCGUACGUGCGCGUCCAGGUACAUGAAGUCACCAAAGGUCGUACCGAAGUGAUCAACAAUAAUUUGAGUCCUGUUUGGGACGAAAUUAUCUACAUUCCAGUUCAUAGUUUGAAAGAGACGAUGCUCCUCGAAUGCAUGGACUAUCAGCACUUGACAAAAGAUCGAUCGCUUGGUAACGUUGAGCUGCGAGUUUCAGAGCUGGCUAAGGAAUCGAGCGACCGGCAGUAUCCCUUCGAGUCCACGGGCCGAAAGACAGCGAUAGACCCAAUACGUCUGGACAAGAGCAAUGCUCACAAGGGCCAACUGCACUACUCCGCCGAGUUCAUACCUACUCUUGCUCUCGAGGGUGUUAAAUUCGAUGCAUCCGGCAAUGAGUUACAACGAGCUGUGGGACAGGAGGAUCCCGAUGGCGCAGACGUUCAUUCCUCAUCGUCUUCAUCUUCGUCCUCCGUUUCUGGUGAAGAGGGCAUAUCAAUGGUGCCGACCAUCGUCGAGCCUUCUCGCAGCGAAAAGGCCGCAACAAAUGGAACUGUGACACCAGAAGAGCAGCAGGCAGAAGAGCCGAAAGGCGUCAAACUAAGCGUCGACGAAUUACUCACCCAUCAAUCUGGUGUCAUCGUCUUCAACGUGAUCUCUGGCAAGCUAGCCAAAAAGGCUCGAUUGGAGGUCCUCCUUGACGAUGGCUACUGGCCGUGCUUCAGCACCGUCCGUGCCAGGUCUAAUAAUGCUCAAUGGGAAACGGUUGGUGAAGGAUUCGUCAAGGAACUUGAUUUUGGGCGUGUUUGGCUGAGGCUGAACGAUGCUGAUGACGGCGCCAAGGACAACAUUGUGGCUGAGUGGAAGGGUGACUCCAAGGCAUUCCUCCAAUCGACGCUGUCUGGCCCUCAGGAAUUCACCCUUCAAUCGGAACAAUUGACAACGUCGACGGUGAUGAUUGAGUCUCGAUAUGUUCCCGCUCCUGUCCACCUGGAACCUCGAGAGAGCAUCAACAACCAAGGUAUCCUCCGUGUUGAUCUAUUGGAUGGAGGGGAAAUCCGUGGUGUUGAUCGCUCUGGAAAAUCGGAUCCGUUUGCGGUCUUCUCCCUGAACAAGAACAAAGUCUUCAAAUCGCAAACCAAGAAGAAGACUCUGACGCCAGUCUGGAACGAAAAUUUCACGACCUCGGUGCCUUCACGGGUCGCCGCGGAUUUCUCUGUCGAAGUUUUCGACUGGAAUCAGAUAGGGACUGCCGAAACUUUGGGAGUGGCCCAAAUUCCUUUGGAUGAUCUCGAACCAUUCGAAUCCACUGAGCGCACGUUGGACCUGGUUUCUUCCAAGGGUCAACAUGGUUUCAUUCGCGUACGCCUGAUGUUCCAGCCAGAAAUUAUCGCGAAAUCGCGCAAAAGCACGUCGACCUUCUCGACAGCAGGGCGGGCGAUGACUCAAUUUGGCGGAAUCCCAGUCAACGCUGGAAAGGGCGUUCUGCAUGGCGUGACUGGUGUCUUCAAGAAAGGGAAAGAUGAUGAUGUUCCUCCAGUACCUACUCUCAGCGCACCAUCUGGUCAAGCUUCGCACCCAGUUGGGCAAAACGACGAACUCCAUCCCGAUAUGUCGAUCAUGUCACAUGACAAUCCACCAUCCAGUGAACCUGGUACCCUUCGUGUCACCGUCUUGGAUGCAAAGGAUUUAUCAAGCGGCGAUACUAAACCUUACGCCACGAUUCGUGUCGGCGACAAGGAAUUCAAAACGAAACCUACCCCCAAAACUGCUUCCCCAGAGUGGAACGAAACUUUCGCGUUUGUAGCUGGCAGUUUCACGCCACGAUUAUAUAUCUGGAUUCACGACCACAAGACUCUUGGGAAGGACAAACUGCUCGGUGAGGGUGAAAUUGAUAUUUGGAGACACAUACAACCGCAAGGGUUGACGGCGGCUGAUGUUUCGACAGAGCUUCAAGGUAGUGGUUUAGUGCGGGUGCGCCUCGAAUAUGACGCGAAUGGGCCACCAUCGGGUGGUGCUUCAACACCUCGAGGUGAGAAUGGACGGACAAUGUCGAUGUCGUCCCCUUCGCGGUUCAGCUUGCGCGGCCGCAGACCCGGAACGGCAGAAUCGGAUGACUGA
Mycena indigotica is the source of this 4293-nucleotide messenger RNA. RefSeq lists its product as uncharacterized. The coding region runs from base 1 to 4293 and encodes 1430 amino acids. The transcript has 18 exons. NCBI's taxonomy places the organism in Eukaryota, Fungi, Basidiomycota, Agaricomycetes, Agaricales, Mycenaceae. Gene Ontology annotation, molecular function: lipid binding. The record is from RefSeq and is a predicted model, not a curated record.